Molecule: messenger RNA, 948 nt
Organism: Malassezia japonica
Lineage: Eukaryota; Fungi; Basidiomycota; Malasseziomycetes; Malasseziales; Malasseziaceae
Exons: 2
Coding region: 1-948 (315 amino acids)
Biological process (GO): mitochondrial ATP transmembrane transport; mitochondrial ADP transmembrane transport
Cellular component (GO): mitochondrial inner membrane
Molecular function (GO): ATP:ADP antiporter activity
Source: RefSeq, a predicted model, not a curated record
AUGCCCGACUCGCAUGCAUUUAGGGCGGGCUCUCUUACGGGUUUCGCGACCGACUUCAUGAUGGGCGGUGUCUCCGCCGCCGUCUCGAAGACGGCUGCUGCCCCCAUUGAGCGUGUGAAGCUCCUCAUCCAGAACCAGGAUGAGAUGAUCAAGCAGGGCCGUCUCGCCUCCCCCUACAGGGGUAUCGGUGACUGCUUUGUCCGCACCUACCAGAGCGAGGGUCUCGCCUCCCUCUGGCGCGGUAACACUGCCAACGUCAUCCGUUACUUCCCUACCCAGGCUCUGAACUUCGCCUUCAAGGACUACUUCAAGUCGAUGUUCGCGGUGCCCAAGUCUGCUGCUUACAUCAAGAAGCUCGGUGCCAACCUUGCCUCGGGUGGUGCUGCUGGUGCCUCGUCGCUCCUCUUCGUCUACUCGCUCGACUACGCCCGUACCCGUCUCGCUAACGACGCCAAGUCGGCUGCCAAGGGCGGCGGUGAGCGCCAGUUCAACGGUCUCAUUGACGUGUACCGCAAGACCAUCGCCUCGGACGGUAUCGCCGGUCUCUACCGUGGUUUCAUUCCUUCGGUCGUUGGUAUCAUUGUGUACCGCGGUCUCUACUUCGGUCUCUACGACUCGCUCAAGCCCGUUGUCCUGCCCGGUGACCUCUCGAAGAACUUCCUUGCCUCGUUCCUGCUUGGUUGGGUUGUUACUACUUCGGCUGGUCUUGCCUCGUACCCGCUCGACACCAUCCGUCGCCGCAUGAUGAUGACCUCGGGUGGUAAGGUGCACUACAAGAACAUGUUCGACGCUGCCCGCUCGAUCGUGGCCACCGAGGGUACCAAGUCGCUCUUCAAGGGUGCCGGUGCCAACAUUCUCCGUGGUAUCGCCGCUGCCGGUACCAUCUCGGGCUACGACCACCUCCAGCAGGUCGUCUUCGGCAAGGUCUACAAGGGUGGCUCGGGAUAA